AUGGGUAAAGAAAUUGUUCGCCAAGAGUCACCAUCUGAGCCAGGCAAACGAAGUAGAUUGUGGUUUUAUGAGGAUAUUUGUCAUGUUCUUGAAGAAAAUACCAAACUUGUUGAAAUCAAUAUGCCUCGUAGCAGCUUGUCACAACUUGGAGAAGGAUUCAAGAGGUUGCAGAAUCUAAAAUCUAUGAGUUUGGAGGGAUGCAAGUUCCUCACAGAAACCCCCAACUUUUCUGGAUUCCCAAAUUUAGAGGACUUGAAUCUAAACUACUGUACAAGUUUAGUUGAGGUUCAUCCUUCUGUUGGAUUCCUUGAUAAGCUUAUUUGCUUGAGUAUGAGAGGAUGCCGUAAACUUACGAAACUUCCAGGAAGGGUUCACUUAAAAUCUCUGGAAUCUAUAGAUCUUAGUCAUUGUGGAAGGCUAAAAAAUUUCCCUGAGAUUGUUGGAAAGAUGGAAUCAUUGGGAGAGAUGAACCUAUCCGGCACUGCCAUUGAAGAAUUGCCUUCAUCAAUCAGACAUCUCAUUCGUCUCUAUUCGUUAAAGUUAAGCAACUGCAAAAACUUCACAAAUCUGCCAUGCAGCAUUUAUGAGUUACAGAAUCUUCAAUUUGUUUAUCUUCGUGGAUGCCAGAAGCUUGUGAGAUUUCCAAAUAAGGUGAUUCCAACCAACUCAAAUGACAUUGCUGGUUCUUUAACGCUUCCCAAUCUUUUCCAUUUAUAUAUAGAAGGUGCCAAUUUAUCCGAAAUCGAUUUCCUUGGGACUCUUGAUUGUUGGUCCAGAUUAGGCGUACUUGAUCUUUCAGGAUCCAAUUUUGUUAGACUUCCCGAAUGGAUUACCAAAUUUGUCAACAUGCAAGAACUGAACUUGGUUGGCUGCAAGAGGCUUGUAGAGAUUCCAGAUCUUCCACCAAACAUAUCUUCAGUAGAUGUGAGUGGUUGCAUAUCAUUGGAAAGAUUUCCGAAAUUGCCAAACAUCUUGGAAGGCAAAGAGUUACAGAGGCAUAGAAGGAUGGACUUGUCUAAUUGCUGGAGACUGCUCGACAUUGCGGCUCACUUCUCUGAUCACUUUCUGAUCGCUUGUAAGCAAUUGUCAGUCGGGGUCGUAUUUCCAGGAAGUGAAGUUCCAAUGUGGUUCAACUGUCGUAAGAAUUUGAAGAAGCCCGUAAAGAACUGUGACAUUUCCUUCGAAAUCCCUCGAGACUUCAGAUGGGAAAGAAAGGAUUGGCUAUCUCUGUUGCUUUUGAAACGCCAUUUAAAUCCGGCUCGUUUUAUGCCGUUAUUCACGUCAAUGAAGAAAAAUUUAUGGUGUUAUGUUUGA
Prunus armeniaca (apricot) is the source of this 1314-nucleotide messenger RNA. NCBI's taxonomy places the organism in Eukaryota, Viridiplantae, Streptophyta, Magnoliopsida, Rosales, Rosaceae. The record is from the annotation of a GenBank genome assembly.